UGCCUUAUAGUUUUUUUUCGGUACAACAGCGAAGGAGUGAACACUACCUGAGUAUUGUUGUGCAAAUCUUUAGGCAUCGGCCCUAAUUUUUAUUGUUUUCUGUUAUUUGGUGAGUCCAUUUAACGCAUCCAGUUAUAUAUCAGUUUUUGUGGCUGGUAGUUUCCUCCUCUUGGCCCUCUAACCUCAACCAUGGGGGACUCUUCGGGGGGCGAGGGCCCCCCGACGGUUAGUGCAGCACAAGAAAAUGACAGUUUAUCCAAUGAUUCUCAAAAUCGUCCGUUGAACGCCAUUAUUUGUAACAUUUUGCCACCGGAUUGCAAAAAAACUGCUGAAGAUAUUUCCAGGCCCCAGUAUUUUGAUGUGCCCUCAGGUGAAGAGUUGUCAAAGUUAUCGGCAGAGAUCCAGAUUAUCAAGAAUCAGUUCGAGCAAGACGCUGAAAUCCUGCGGGAAGUUGCCAAAAUCUCCGCAAACAUAAGAAGGACAGUAAAUCGGAAAACAAAAUAUGAAAUCACCGACCAGGGGCCUUUUAUGGUGAUUCUGGAGGGGAUUACAAGUAAGGUGGGGACUCUUCAUCCUAUGAACUUUGGGAAGUUACUUCAAGCGCAGAAAGUUCAAGGUAUAUUGAAAAUUUCUAGAAAAGGAGCCAAUAAAAUCGGUUUGGAGUUUAACACCUCUGAGUCUGCAAAUAAAUUUUUAUCUAAUGAAACAUAUUCGACAGCUGGUGGGUAUAAUAAGUAUAUACCUCAAAGACUAGUCACUUGCCGAGGGUUGGUGAGGGACAUUGGUGACUUAAUUGAUGAGGAUGAUUUUUACUCUGAGGCAGAAGCCAAGGUUAACAUCGGAAGAUCGCUAAAGCGCGUUAAGAUUGUUAAUGUUCGCAGACUAACUAAAAGGGUCAAAUGCCCAGGUGUUCUGCCUGGCACUUUUGGUUUCAAGACAGUUCCAUCUAAUGAUUAUAUAAUAACAUUUGAUGGUAAAACUCUCCCAGAAUCAAUCAGUAUCUAUAAAAAUGAGUGUUCAAUCGAAAAAUAUGUUAGUCCUGUUGUCUUAUGUAUGAAUUGUUGCAGGUUUGGUCAUUGGAAAAACCAAUGUAAAAGCAAGGGUAGAUGUAGUUUCUGCGCUGGAGAUCAUCCAGUAUUUCAUUGUGAACUGAAAGAACAGUUUUAUAAGAAGAAACCAUGCCCGACAGACCACUUAAAUCAUGAAGGCUCUCAUCAGGCCACUGAUAGAUCAUGUCCGGAAAUGGACAGACAGAAGAAAAUCAAUGAGGCUAUGGCAUGGUACAACUUAUCCUUUUUUGAAGCGGCCAAACUCUUUCCAAGAGGCCCCAAAUCAAGUGAGUUUAAUCGCUCUAAUGAAAAUUUCCCUCCUAUUCAUAACACGGUUGCCCCCGUCUCUCAGCCUUCCCCUAGAUCUGCUUCUAAAACCUAUUCUGUCAUAGCAAAAAAGCGUAAGUCCCCCCAAAUAGAAUCAGGGUAUGAUAGGGACGCCCACAGGGAUUGUCUCGUGCCGCCGUUGACUAGGCAGAAGUUGAAUCACACUAGCAAAAGUCAAUCUUCUCCCUCAUAUUUAAAUGAUUUAUCGUCAGAGUCCGAGAUGGACACUGCUUCUCCAGGGGUUUCCUCCUCUGGUGAAUUUUGGUAUCGGUUUGAAAAUUUAAAGAAAAAAGUCUUGUCCAAUAUACCCAGUAAAAGUGCUUACCAUGAAAUUGAGAGUCUUUUUGACUCCCUGCCUCCUCCCGGAGGAUGCAGGUUUUAAUAUAUGAAUGUUCCCAGAUCGACAGUCAAAUCUUUCUGUUAAAAUUAGUAAUCUCUCAAUUAUUCAUUGGAACACUUGCGGUAUUAGAAGUAAUUGUGAUAGUAUUAUUAGACUUAUUCGUGACUUUGGUCCGGAUAUAGUCAUGAUUAAUGAAUCUUUUUUACUCCCAUGGGAAGAGACAUUUAUAAUUACCGAUGCCUCUAAGGGACCAGAUGAUAGAGUUGGCUUUGGAGUAUUUAUUCCGUUUCUCAAUGUUAGGGUCGGGCAUGGGUUGAAUAGCGCGUUUUGUAUUUGCUUUGCAGAAAUGGUAGUUAUUAGUUACGCCCUAGAUCUUAUAUUAGAUUAUAAUAUUAAACAGGCAGUAGUUGUCUCCGAUUCCAAAAGUGCCCUGCAGAGCUUCGGAUGCAGUGCGGUUGAAGCUUCCAACAGCUACAUUUUACUAGAUAUUAAAGCAAAGAUUGAUAUUUUAAAGCGCAGACUUGGGGGGAAAAUCCGAAAAAUCGACAUUUAGAACUUCUGAGAUUAGUCUCCUUCGCUGGAGAAGAUCCGAAAAUCCUCGACAUUUGGAACUUUAAAGUUUAGUCUCCUUCGCUGGAGAAGAUCUGACAAUCCUCGACAUUUGGAACUUCAAAAAUCAGUCUUCUUCGCCAGAGAAGAUACGAAAAUCCUCGACAUUUAGAACUUCAAUAUUCUGUCUCCUUCCUGGAGAAGAUCCGAGAAUCCUCGACGGAAGUCGGCAAUGGGCGAAUGAUCCUGGUAGUCGUGCCCAACAGUUAUCUGUGAAACGCAUCAUUGAACUUGAACUUG
Messenger RNA from Cylas formicarius (sweet potato weevil), 2565 nucleotides. RefSeq lists its product as uncharacterized. The transcript has 2 exons. Bases 190 to 1758 code for a protein of 522 amino acids. The record is from RefSeq and is a predicted model, not a curated record. Lineage: Eukaryota; Metazoa; Arthropoda; Insecta; Coleoptera; Brentidae.